UCUUGCUUUCUAUGUAAUUUGACCGUUAGAAAUGCUACCCAAAAAAGAACCAAACUUCUCCUCUUUCCCAAAUUACUACAAUCAAUCCAACCUAGCUCCUCAUAAUUCGACCGUUGGAGAUCUUCUUCUACACACCAAACAAUUAUUCAAAAAGCCUCUCUCUCUCCCUCUCUAUCUCAAGAGGCCAUUGAAUAAUCCAUUUUAUUCAGUAGCUAAAAUAUUCAGUUUUUGCUGAAAAAUUUCAGUACCCAUCAAUUCAAUUCAUCUCAAAGAGCUAAAAAGAUUCAAUCAUUACUCCCAAAUAGCUAAAAUUUCAGUUUUUAUUGAAAAAAAUCAGUACCCAUCAAUUCAAUUUAUCUCAAAGAGCUAAAACAAUUCAGUUUUUGUUGAAAUAAUUCAGUACCCAUCAAUCAAAUUUGUCUCAAAGAGAUAAAAAGAUUCAAUCUUUACUUCCAAAUGAGCUAAAAAAAUCAGUUUUAUAUUGAAAAAUUUCAGUACCCAUCAAUUCAAUUUAUCUCAAAGAGCUAAAAGAUUCAAUCUUUAAUCUCAAUGAGCUAAAAAUAACUCAAUUUUUGCUUGAAAUUUUUCAGUUUUUGUUGAAAAAAAAAUCAGUAACCUUCAAUUCAAUUCAUCUCAAAGAGCUAACAAAAACUCAAAAUUUACACAAAAAAAUGGAGUCAACACCACCAAGAAGAAAAAGUGGGAUAAAUCUCCCAACAGGGAUGAACCAAACAUCACUAAGAUUAGAAACAUUCCAAUCACCAAGCUCCAAUCUUUUCAAAUCCACCAUAGCAUCAUCACCAAGGGACAUUUCAAAUCUCUCAUCAUCACCACAGUCAAAAUCAUCAACUUGUAGUGACAGAUUCAUACCAUGCAGAUCAUCUUCAAGACUACAUACUUUUGGAUUGCUUGAAAAAAAGGGGUCUCCUGUUAAAGAAGGGGGCAAUGAAGCUUAUUGUAGGCUGUUGAAAUCUGAGCUUUUUGGGUCUGAUUUUGUUUGUUCUUCUUCUCCUGCAGGUGGUGGUGAUUUGAGUAGUCCUAGCAAGAACAUGCUGAGGUUUAAGACUGAUAAUUCUGCUCCUAAUUCUCCUUAUUCUCCUUCCAUUUUGAGGCAAGAUAGUGGGGUUUCUAGUGAUGUUUCUACUCCUCCUAAGCCUCCUAGAAAAGUUCCUAAGACUCCCCAUAAGGUUUUGGAUGCACCAUCACUUCAAGAUGAUUUCUACUUGAAUCUUGUGGACUGGUCUUCUCAAAAUGUUCUUGCCGUUGGUUUAGGCACUUGUGUUUACUUAUGGACUGCUUCAAAUAGCAAAGUGACAAAAUUGUGUGACUUGGGACCUAAUGACAGUGUGUGCUCUGUACAAUGGACCAAAGAAGGUUCAUACAUAUCGAUUGGAACCGGUCUUGGUCAAGUUCAGGUUUGGGAUGGAACUCAGUGCAAGAGGGUGCGAACCAUGGGCGGGCAUCAAACAAGAACCGGAGUCUUGGCAUGGAAUUCUCGCAUACUAUCAUCGGGAAGUAGGGAUCGAAACAUACUUCAGCAUGAUCUUCGCGUAUCGAGUGAUUUUAUUAGCAAGCUUGUUGGUCAUAAAUCUGAGGUUUGUGGAUUAAAAUGGUCUCAUGAUGAUAGAGAACUUGCAUCUGGUGGAAAUGAUAAUCAGCUACUGGUGUGGAACCAGCAUUCUCAGCAACCAGUUCUGAAACUGACUGAGCACACAGCUGCAGUCAAGGCCAUUGCUUGGUCACCCCACCAGAGUGGUCUUCUUGCAUCAGGAGGUGGAACUGCGGAUCGCUGCAUUCGUUUUUGGAACACCACCAAUGGUCAUCAACUAAACCAUGUUGACACCGGCAGCCAGGUAUGCAAUCUGACAUGGAGUAAGAAUGUGAAUGAAUUAGUGAGUACUCAUGGUUACUCUCAGAAUCAAAUUAUGGUGUGGAAAUAUCCGUCAUUGUCGAAGGUCGCAACUCUAACCGGUCAUAGUUAUCGAGUACUCUAUCUUGCCAUGUCGCCUGAUGGUCAGACGAUAGUGACUGGAGCAGGGGAUGAGACACUACGGUUUUGGAAUAUAUUCCCAUCCAUGAAAGCACCGGUACCUGUUAAAGAUACAGGUCUAUGGUCGUUGGGCCGCACCCAUAUCCGGUGACCGACAUCUUGUAAAUCAACUCGAGCUAUAUAUACUGUAAAUGGAGAUACUAUACUCGCUUUCAGAUGCUGCCACUAUAGAGGGAAACUCUGCAUUUUUUUGUUUAUUGUGUGCCAGUUUUGCAAGUUUAUGCUUUAUAGUCAGGAUUUUGUGUAAAGUAGGGUUGAAUUUUUAUCUUUGACUGUAUCAUAUGUAGGUUUAGAUCAUAUUUGAGAGCAAAAAUGAUUCAAUAAAGGGAAAGGAAUCUAACAUAAAUAUUAAAUUUUCUAAGAUUUUUUA
Molecule: messenger RNA, 2420 nt
Organism: Mercurialis annua (annual mercury)
Lineage: Eukaryota; Viridiplantae; Streptophyta; Magnoliopsida; Malpighiales; Euphorbiaceae
Product: protein FIZZY-RELATED 3
Exons: 8
Coding region: 672-2141 (489 amino acids)
Biological process (GO): positive regulation of anaphase-promoting complex-dependent catabolic process; positive regulation of ubiquitin protein ligase activity; anaphase-promoting complex-dependent catabolic process
Cellular component (GO): anaphase-promoting complex
Molecular function (GO): protein binding; ubiquitin ligase activator activity; anaphase-promoting complex binding
Source: RefSeq, a predicted model, not a curated record